Messenger RNA from Cyprinodon tularosa, 3645 nucleotides. RefSeq names its product WAS/WASL interacting protein family, member 2a (gene wipf2a). The coding region runs from base 375 to 1742 and encodes 455 amino acids. The record is from RefSeq and is a predicted model, not a curated record. NCBI's taxonomy places the organism in Eukaryota, Metazoa, Chordata, Actinopteri, Cyprinodontiformes, Cyprinodontidae. The transcript is spliced from 8 exons. Gene Ontology annotation, molecular function: actin binding.
GCUGCUGGUAGACAGACUGUGUUCGGAGCGAGGCUGUAACCGGACCGGGCUGACACUGACAGGUUCGGGGUAAACAGCUCCGAGCUAACGUCCAACUGCGGCUAGCCGCGGGGCUCGCGCGCCACUAGCAGGCUAACGCUAGCCUCUCUAGCGUCACUGCUGCUACUUCCUACCAUCCCUACAUGACCUGCUUUCCUGUGGGUGGUUUUGGUCAAAAUUUUUCGAGGGACUUCAAUACCUGGACCUUCAUUCAUGUUGUUGGGCCGAUCCAGAGCUGCUGCUAGAACCCCGGGAGUCGCUGCAUGCCAUCACUCAGAAGACAGGAACGCUGUUGACCUUUAACCUCCACAGAGAGCUUCCAGUAGAGGGACAGGAUGCCGAUUCCUCCGCCCCCUCCGCCUGGACCCCCACCACCCCCCACUUUUAACCAGGCCAACACCACUCCUCCUAAGCUGAACUCAUCUGAGGUCAAAGGCCGGGGAGCCCUGCUGUCAGACAUCUGCAAAGGGGCCAAACUCAAGAAGGUCACUGAGGUCAAUGACCGGAGCGCUCCCAUCAUAGACAAGAAUGCAGGAGGAGGAGGAGGUGGAGGAGGAGGAGGAGGUGGAGGGAGCCAUGGAGGAGGUUAUGGAGGUGGAGGUCCAGUUGGAAUGGGGGGGCUUUUUGCAGGAGGCGUGCCAAAGCUGCGUCCAGUUGGAGACGGUACAGUUGGACGAUCUGCCCUCCGGCCCCCGGGGUCCCGGCCUGCGGCCCCCCGCCCCCCCGGCGGUCGCUCCAGCUCUCCGUCUUCGGCCCCCAAGCCGCCUCCACCGGAGCCUCAGCGCUCCCACCGCCCCUCUCUGCCAGACAUCACCCGCCCCCCCAGCAGCAGCAGCAGCAGUCCUCCCAUUGGUGGGAUGAAGCACAGCAGCUCUGCACCGCCCCCCCCUCCACCCUUCAACAAAGGGGGCCGGGGUAACGCCCCCCACACCCCAAACCACAAAGUGUCCUCCUCCUCCUCCUCCUCAACGUCUUACAGCAGAGAUAAAUCCCUCCCCCCCACGCCCGGCAGAGGCCCCUCCUCUAACGCCAACUCCAAGGCCAGUCAGUCUUCCAGCAAACCGCCGAGCGGCGGCUCCUCCAAUCCGCCACCUCCUCCGCCAUACAGGCCCCAUAACGGCUCCUCUCAGGUAGACGGGGGAGGGGCCCCGGAGCUUCCUCAGAGAAAAAACUCCUUACGCAAUAAGCACAGAUCAGGAAGCGGCGGCCCAGGUCGCAGCCAGGCACCGCCACCGCCCCCCCCUGCUCCGGCUCCAGCUCAGCAGUCGGCCAGCAGACCCCCACCGCCUGCCAGGGAACCGCCUGGACGCAAAGCAGGGUCCCAGUUUCCUCCUCCCAGUUCUCGUAACGGUGGCCGAGACGCUCCUCCUCCUCCACCUCCUUACCGUGGGCACGGUUCAGGGGGCUCAGACCCCCCCGGCCGCAUGAAGCCUCCUCCUCCACCCUCUUCUUCCUCCAUCUCGUCCUCCUUAUCCUCCCGGACCCCAGCCGGACCUCCUCCGCCUCCUCCACCUGUGCGUAACGGUCACUCCAUGGGUUCCUCCUCCAGAUCCAUCAUGGAUGACUUUGAGUCAAAGUUCCACUUCCACCCCAUAGAAGAUCUUCCUCCUCCUGAGGACUACAGGCCCUUCAACAAGGUUUAUCCCAGCAAAUCUGACAGGGCGGUGAGAGGAGCUCCACCAGCGCCGCCAGUGGGCAGAUGAACGGCCUCAGCUCAGGACUGGAACUGUCGGGACACAAUGAGCCAUUAGGGAGCGGCGGAGAUGCAUUCAGUCUUAAAAACACACAACGUAACGCUAACGCAGCCGGAAGCACAGCGGAGAACACAGAGGAAGGGUCAGCCGCUGCUGCUGGCCGUCUCCAUGACAACCAAACCUGCUCCCUGUGCUUCCCUGCUGCUGAAGUUCCACAUAUCAGGACCAAACUCUCAAUCAGUCGCAAUAUCUGCUCUCAUUUUUUUUUUUCUACGUGGCGUCUGUUAUAAUUGUCUGUUUUUAGUAAUGAGGGGAUUUCUUUCUUUCUUUUUUUGGUGUCAGAUUUACUGUGUUUAGGGAAACAAAUGGACUCUAAAUGGAAACGAUGUCAGAAUGAGUUUCAGUUAAAGCCGCCGAUGAUUCGUUUGGAUUUAGCCUUUGUGCAGCGUAUCCGUUCCAGUGGUGCCAAGCCGGCGGCUCUGCUAUCGUUUAUAGAUUUUCUCUGCGUGCCAAAAGCUUUCGGCGUCGUUUUGGUUUCUAUGCAGCCUCCGCUUGUUGAAUGUUUGCUAACGGAUGGCGGAUGGAGAGCUGAGGAAGCUAGGCUCGGUUUAUGUUUUUACAGCUAGAGAAAGAACGCUCUCCUGGUUUUGGUUCUUCUUUGUUUCCUUCUUUCUGAACGUUCGUGUUUCCACCUUCAGGCGGUUUUUGCACGUCACUCUAACCGCCACGCCGACACUGUGCAUGAUGCUGACAUUUAUGCACUUUAGACGUUAGGAUCCCUCCUCCUCCAAUCACAGAACAAGAAUCUAUGGGAUUUCCCACCAAGGCUGAACAGAGCUCUAUAGAUGUAUAGAGUCUAGAACUCUAAAGCACUUUAUCUUCACAGAUCCCAGACGUGUAUCUCUGUCUUUUUGGCCGUUAAUAAGCCGGCUGCCGGGAUUCCAGCUGCUGCUCUAAUCAGGCUUUCUAAACACCAGCUGAGGAUGUUUAUAAGCUCAGUCUGAAGCCCUCCUGCUGUUUCUGCCUCCAGAAGCUUACUUUUCUGGCAGUAGAAACAGAACUGGUUCCAUUGGAGAUUGAAACUGGUUUUGGUGGGAAGUCCCCUUAGCUGCAGGUUUUGGAGGAUCUGACAAAGACCCGUUUGUCGUUUGUAUGGGAAAUCUUUCAGGAAGUAAAUCUAGAAGCUAUUGGUCCUUUGUUUCCGUUCCCUGCUGGCGCCUCGGAGACACUGUGGUUUUUUUUCUAUGCAUUUUGUGAUGGGUAGGAACGCUAGCGGCUAACAGGUUGAACACUAAGUGCCAGGAAACGGAUAGCUGGAUGUUUUUAAUGAUCUGCUAAAGUUCACUUUAAGACACUAAUGAAAGCAGGAUGGAGGUUAGCCGCUUCCUCCUGCUGCUCGAUGCCUUAACGCCAGGCCAACUUCUUCUUCUUUGGUACUUUUUCUAUGACGUUUGUCUUUUCGGGUGAUGGCCAGAAACAAAAUAAGAAACUAUUUGAAAAUGCAAUAAAUAUUGUAUAUUUACACUAAUGGUAAUCCUAAUUACUGCUUUAUUUUUGUGCUGUAAGGAGUGUGUUGUAUAGGAAAGAGUGGCGGUGUUGUAGCAGCUCUCCGUUUGUUAGGGGCGGCCGGUAAACGCCUGGAUGCAUGAGAGAUUUUUACCGCCCAGUUAUUUUGGGUGUUUGAUUCCUGCAGAUCCAUCAGGAUGAUAAUUCAGUGAAGAAUGGUGAUCGUUAUCAGACCUGCACUUUCACUACUGGACGUCAGUCACCUCCACCCAGUGAUCGGUCACAUGUUUCACUGAACAGCCUGCGCUGGACACUUGUUAAUCAAUCAUACAUGUCUCUCUCUUUUUUUUUUUUAUCAUCUGAAGAAAGUUUAAUAAAAUACAUUCCUGUUGGGGGAUAAAGGGGA